Rattus norvegicus (Norway rat) is the source of this 2363-nucleotide messenger RNA. The record is from RefSeq and is a predicted model, not a curated record. Lineage: Eukaryota; Metazoa; Chordata; Mammalia; Rodentia; Muridae.
GCCCAGGGCUGGGGAUUUAGCUCAGUGGUAGAGCCCUUACCUAGGAAGCGCAAGGCUCUGGGUUCGGUCCCCAGCUCCGAAAAAAAAGAACCAAAAAAAAAAAAAAAAAAAAAAGAAUUGACAAGCCCCCUUCCUAUAAAGGCUCCAGGCCACGGUGUCUCCAAAGAUGGGGCCCUUUGCUUAGCCUAGAAUGGAAUUGAGUCUCAGCUCUAAGGCCACACUGUUGUCCUUGAUUCCCACUCAGGACCACUUCACUCAGGACCCAGUCAUGAUCCUGGGGUUCCUGCCAGUCAGGGAGGUGAGCAAGCGAGGGCUUUUCCCCCAUUGCUAAGAUGAGAAAACCACGGUCCAGAGGCUAGGAAUUACUAGACUUUAGUAGGCAGUGCUAAGGCUGCAGCCCACAGCUCUGGAUCCCAUCUCAAGCCCUUUCCUAGGCCAGGGCUAUCUAAAGGAACAUCCUGUGAUAACGAGAAUGCUUUAAAUCCAUACUUUCCUACAUGGCAGCCACUAGCCACAUGGGUACUUACCACCCAGCUAAUUCAAAGGUAGAAAAAUUGAAUAGCAAUUCAUCCAAAUGUAAGGAGCCACAAAUAGCUAGUGACUGCCAUAUUUAUCAAGCUGUAUGGCUCGUAUUGGACAGAAUGACUCUCUCUAGCAUUGUUUCCCCUAUUCUUUUCAGUCAUCCUUCUUGGUAGGGUAUCGCUCUAGCCCAGACUGGCCUAGCACCCACAGAGUCUUAAACAUAAGGCACUCCUGCCUCAGCCUCCCAAGUACUGAGAUAGAAGCAGGAGCCAGCAUAUCCAGCUACGAUUUUUCAACAUUUCUUUAUUAGCCACAAAUGUUUCUCUCCCACAGAAAAUCUAGUCUGAAAAUUUUGUCAUAAAAAGCUAAUGUUUUAAAGGGUUUUUCUGUUUGUUUGUUUUCGUUUUUGUUUUUGUUUUUCAAGACAGGGUUUUUCUAGUACCACCCUGCCUGCCCUGGAACUAGCUCUGUAGACCAGGCUGGCCUCGAACUCAGAGAUCCAUCUGCCUCUGCCUCCUGAGUGCUGGAAUUAAAAGCAUGUGCCACCACGCCCAGCUUCUAAUAUAUUUUAAUACACAUUUUUCUUAUGGGGGAAAGUUUUUUUAAAAAAAAAGGAGCAAAAGCAAAAACAAAACAGAAAACAUCAAGUCCAAAGAACAGGUAAGGUUUGGAACUUGAUGUUUGCUUGGGCAUUCCACUUUAGGUCCGUGCUGUAGUUUCUCCAGACUCCAUUCACCCUCCUGCUUAGCUGCAAAAGCUGGGGUUAAUUUUUUUUUUUCCUUAGCUGCAUAAGUGCAGUUGCAGGCUGCUCAGCAGCUAAACACAGUGGAGCCUCUCCUCCAAGGUUGCCUAGCAACCAUGUGGCCCAGCCCCCGAUGGACAUGCUGAUGGUCUCCAAGUGACAGUGUAUGAUCUAUAACACCCUUUAGUGUGCGUGCAUCUUUGUCGUUGUAUUUUAAAUUUCCCUUUAAGCUCUAAGAGUCACCUAAGAGUCACUGGACCUAGCCUCAUCUGGCGGAGCAGUCUGGAAAAACACUGUUCUAUGGCUAUUGUUUUUUGCAUUUGAAAUCGUGUGUGUGUGCAUAUGCAUGUGUGCUGUGUGCUUGUGUGUGUGUGUGUGUGUGUGUGUGACACAUUUGGGUGGCAAUGCCAGUGCCCAUAUGGACAUCAGAGGAAGUCUGUUGCUCUAUACCUUAUUCCAUUGAGACCAGAUCCCUCUCCCUCUCCCUCUCCCUCUCCCUCUCCCUCUCCCUCUCCCUCUCCCUCUCCCUCUCCCUCUCCCUCUCCCUCUCUCUCUCUCUCUCUCUCUCUCUCUCUCUCUCUCUCUCUCUCUCUUUGUGUAGCCAGGCAGCUUAGAGCCCAUCCGGUCUAGCCCUUUACCUCUGGGACUGUGGAAUAGCCCCAUCUUGAAACCCAGCUCUUUUCCCUUCUCAGACAAGAUGCCUCGACUGUGUGUGUGCAUGCUAGUCUUAGUGCUGGCUCUAGCUACCUUCUCGGAAGCUUCUUGGAAACCUCGCUCCCAGCUACAGGAUGCAUCCUCUGGACCAAGGACCAAUGGGGCCCUGGAACAGCACCAGCUAGAAAAGCUGGGCCCAGCCUCUCACCAUCGGAGACAGCUGGGGCCCCAAGGUCCGCAACACUUCAUAGCAGAUCUGUCCAAGAAACAGAGGCCACCAAUGGAGGAAGAAGAGGAAGCAUACGGAUGGAUGGACUUUGGUCGCCGUAGCGCUGAGGAAGAAGACCAGUAUAACUAGCAAUGCUCUUCCAGAGCCCAGCCAUCUCCAGCCACCCCCAGCUCAGUCCUUACAAAACAUAUUAAAAAUAAACUAGCUUGCAAUGUA